Messenger RNA from Pipistrellus nathusii (Nathusius's pipistrelle), 1410 nucleotides. NCBI's taxonomy places the organism in Eukaryota, Metazoa, Chordata, Mammalia, Chiroptera, Vespertilionidae. The record is from the annotation of a GenBank genome assembly.
AUGGCCGCCGGCCCUGCGACCCACGGUGGGUGCCCCCGUGCGCAGAUGCCUCAUCUAAGCAAGAUGGAGCGGGUGGUCGUGAGCAUGCAGGACCCCGACCAGGGCGUGAAGAUGCGGAGCCAGCGGCUGCUCGUCACCGUCAUUCCCCACGCGGUGACUGGCAGCGACGUCGUGGAGUGGCUGAUCCAAAAGUUCUGCAUCUCGGAGGAGGAGGCGCUGCACCUGGGCGCCCUGCUGCUGCGGCACGGCUACCUGUACGCCCUGCGGGACCCCCGCCCCGGGCUGCAGCUGGACCAGACGCUCUACCGGUUCCAGACACCCUAUUUCUGGACCAGCACCCUGUGGCCGGCGGCCGAGCUUGACUACGCCAUCUACCUGGCCAAGAAGAACAUCCUGCAGCAGGGCGCCCUGGGCGGCCACGAGAAGGAGCACUAUGACCAGCUGCACCGGAGGAUCAACCACGCGUGGGACCUGGUGGUGAUGCAGGCGAGGGAACAGCUGCGGGCCGCUAAGCAGCGCAGGAAGGGGGACAGGCUGGUCAUUGCGUGCCAGGAGCAGACGUACUGGCUGGUGAACAGGCCGCCGCCUGGGGUCCCCGAUGUGCUGGAGCAGGGUCCAGGGCGGGGCUCCUGCAUUGCCCGGCGAGUGCAGAUGACCAAGAACACGGAUUUCUACAAGCGGGAGAUUGAGUGCUGCACCAAGGCCCUGGGCAGGAUCCGGGUGAAGUCCUCUGUCUGCCUGGAGGCGUAUCUGAAGUUCAGCAGUCAGCACGGCCCACAUGACCCCAUCAUGUCGGGGUGCCUGCCCAGCAACCCCUGGAUCACAGAUGAUGACACCUACUGGGCCAUGAACGCCCCCAAUGUGGCUGUUCCCACAAAGCUGCGUGUGGAGCGAUGGGGCUUCAGCUUCCGGGAGCUCCUGGAAGACCCUGUGGGCCGGGCCCAUUUCAUGGACUUUCUCGGGAAAGAGUUCAGCGCCGAGAACCUCAGCUUCUGGGAGGCAUGUGAGGAGCUGCGCCAUGGAGGGCAGGCCCAGAUCCCCGCCCUGGUGGACUCCGUGUACCAGCAGUUCUUGGCCCCUGGCGCUGCCCGCUGGGUCAAUAUCGACAGCCGGACGAUGGAGCGGACCCUGGAGGGCUUGCGCCAGCCCCACCGCUAUGUGCUGGAUGAUGCCCAGCUGCACAUCUACAUGCUGAUGAAGAAGGACUCCUACCCCCGGUUCCUCAAGUCGGACAUGUACAGAGGCUUGCUGGCGGAGGCCAUGACACUCCCGGAGACCAAGAGACGAGUGUUCCCGUUCAUGUGGAAGCCGCGGCUUUCGAGCCCAAGCCCUGCUCUUCCUCCUGCUUCUGCUUCCGUGGGACCGGCAGCUGCUGCCGGCGGCCCUGGGGCUGGUGAUGGAGAGGCGUAG